GGGAGCUAAAAUUAUUUGAAAAUGAAUUAAGAGAUUUUCUAUGGAAUGGUUUGGCGUAUUUUGUAUCUGUUAUUGAGUGAAUAACAAAAUAUUUAUGCGAAAUAUUAAAUUAACGAUUAUCAAAACUAUUAUAGAUGUUGAUAAAAUUGAUAAUAGAUUAGACGUCAUACUAAAAGAUAAGCAGAAUCUAAUUAACUUGAGGUUGAUGGACUUGAAAACUCAUAAAUACUUAAUGUAAUCAUUGGUUCGUAAUCAGUAUGAGUUUUGAAGUUUCUGUUUCACUGACAAAAAUAAUUAAAAUUUUCGAGGGUGAACAGAAAUUUCAUUCUCAGUCGUUUUUUAUUUUUUAGUUCGAUUGAGUCGCGAUAGAUAUAAAUUAAAUAGUGACAAUGAAUUUGAAAAGUUGUUUGUUGUUAAUAACAUACUUUUUGGUACAAGAUGCCACGGCAGAGAAUCGCAGAUUGGAUACUUAUGACAUAAAUAGUAUACAGGUAUUCGUUAAUAAUGUUCAUGAAAGAGCGCGGUCUGAUUAUCGGUUGGAAAAUACAACAUUGAAAGAUGAUGAAAAGAAUAAUGUUUUGGAAAUGAUAUUCAAUGACUUAACGAAUAUACUAACUGAGUUAAAUAAAAUGUCUAACGAUCCACGUAAAAUCCUUUCAUCUGGUGAAUUGAUUAGUAUCGUUGAUAGUUUAGAGAAACAUGAUCUAAAAACCGGUUUUUCUGCACAACCAAAAUUGUCAGUAAAAUUGAAUACGAUAUUUAAUAUAAGUGAAACAAUAAAUUCAUACGUCGAGCCAUUAUUGAAAUUAGGCAGCAGUAAUUUUUCUGGCGAACGAGAUAUGUCGGAAUUCUGUCCAUCUAACAAAAGUAUUCAACCAAACAUUGAAUUCAAGUUUGAACAGCCAAUUGUUCUUAAUGAAUACAAAAAAUUCAUUGACAAUUUCGCAGUAAUUAUGAACAACAAAACGCAACAUGAUUCUUGUGGUCAAACAAGUUCAUUAAAUCAAGCGAUAUUUGAUUAUCAUCAUCAAGUUGUCGCCACAUAUCUAAAAGAAUAUAUAUUGCUCAACUUCGUUGAUAUUAUCGAUGGUCGUUGUUAUGACUGGAAUGUAAUUCCAUUAUUAAACACUCGUCGAAUCGAUUCAAUGAAGGAACUAUCCGAAAUCAUUAAACUAACUAAAAAUCUCCUUGAUAAUAAUUCUGUCUAUAUCUACAGAUGUGAUGCAGACUAUCGUAAUAAUGCCAAAGGAAAGUCAUAUUACGAAUUAGAACGUAUGAUUCAACACGUAAUAUAUCCCGAAAAAGAAUUGAGUACCACUGGGUCCUGCAAACAUAAUUGUGAUUUGAGUACUAUAAAAAAUUCAAUUAAUGACCAAGGAUGCAAAGAAUUAACCGAAUGUCGCUUCAUUCAUGACACAUAUGAUAUAUGCAAAACUACUGGAAGCUAUAGUUCAAGACGUUACGAAUGGUUCGCCAACGGAGCUGGAUACAUUUAUGGUAACAGCUACCCUCAUUGCCGGGGAAAUGUUACAAGAUUUUCUGUUUCUAGUUACUUGCCUAUGUUUACUGUUCACUACUGUAAUUAUUGUGUGUGUAAGUGUGUUAGUAAACCGAAACGUCGUGAAAAUGUUGUAACAGCACUAAGUUUCAUGGAACAAGUUUCCAAUAUAAGGAAAAACAUGGUAGUCGUGGGUGUUAGGUUCGUUAAAAAAGACUACAUGAUUCAUGUACAGAUAAAAGAACGUGAAUUUAAAUCUAACAGCACAGAUAAUAGAGGCUCAUGGAAGGAAUUAAAAAGUUUCGAUUACGAUGAUAACAUGAAGAAGUAUUAUAAGAUUCAUGAUGAACUGAUCAAAAUUGAGCUCAAAUUGGGAACUGAUUAUGGACAUCCAAAAAAAAUUCAUUUUGAUGAUUUGAUGGCUCCGAAAGGUUACGUUGUCACGGGAGUUAGAUUCAGAUUUGCUGGAGACUCAUUGAUUCAUCCGAGCUACAAAUCGGGUGCAAUUCAAUUACAGAUUCGUGUCACGCCUUUUGAUUACGCUACUGGUUUGAAUCGUAAUUUCGAAAAGUCAAGAUGGAUUGGUCAGCCGACAAUGAGGGCAAGAAAGGAAUUGACUUUAGAUGCUCCAGAUAAACCGACAAAAUCAUUUUUGAAUGUUAUUGAUUCGAAAACAGAUCAGUUUAUCAAAUUCCGUGAAUCUGAUUUUAUAAAAGACGCUGGGCAAUCAACAGUUCCAUUCUUUGAUGCUCAAGAUGUUGAAGGCACUCCAGAAUUCCCGUUAGGGGGAGUUGGAAUUGUGCAUCGUGGUCGUAAAGGCUAUGGCGGAUUUUUGGCAUUCAAAAUUUUCGAUUUGAAUCUAUCGAAUUGCUUAAAUGGAGAACCCCAAUCACAACAACGAAACAAGCUUUAGAUUUUUUAUCAAUCUACUCAAAAUUUGUGUAUUAAUAUAGAUUUUCAAAAUUGAACAUCCGCUAUUGUCAUUAGUAGCAAUUUUUUGUGAUAAUCAUGAAAAUAACAAUACUAAAAAUUAUAGAUAAAAUUAAAAUUAAAAAUUGUAUAAAUAUGUU
Messenger RNA from Microplitis demolitor, 2568 nucleotides. RefSeq lists its product as uncharacterized. The record is from RefSeq and is a predicted model, not a curated record. NCBI's taxonomy places the organism in Eukaryota, Metazoa, Arthropoda, Insecta, Hymenoptera, Braconidae. Bases 390 to 2411 code for a protein of 673 amino acids. The transcript has 7 exons.